Molecule: messenger RNA, 2235 nt
Organism: Zea mays
Lineage: Eukaryota; Viridiplantae; Streptophyta; Magnoliopsida; Poales; Poaceae
Exons: 11
Coding region: 160-1872 (570 amino acids)
Molecular function (GO): RNA binding; chromatin binding
Source: RefSeq, a predicted model, not a curated record
GCGUGCUCUCCCUAGUGGCUUGCUUCUCCCUUACCUCGUGCACCUCUCCCCUGUGGCUCGCUCCUCACCGCCCUCGUGUGCUUCUCCCCGGUGGCUUGCUCCUUUCCUGCCUCGCCCUGCUCCCUAGCCCAUCUAUCGUGGCCUCCCCUACACCAAUACAUGCUAGAUCCACCACCUCCUCACCCAUCGUCAUCUCCACUGGCUGAGGCAUCCAUUGUGACAUUAGCGUUAGCAUUGGACACGUCUGCGAGCGAGCCAACACCUGUCGGCACAAGAAUGGAUGGGAAUGCUGAGACGAUCCAAUUCUCAUGGGGCAAGCGUCGAGGGAAAGGUGGUGCUAAGAUGGAUACACAGUUCUUUGGGUCCUUCACAUUGGACAAUGUGAAGUAUUCACUGUUUGACUGUGUCUAUCUAUUUAAGCAUGGUGAUCCUGAACCGUACAUUGGAAAAAUAGUGAAGAUCUGGGAGAAAGAUAAUGAUAAAAAAGUAAAAAUUCUUUGGUUUUUCCACCCUGAUGAGGUUCAGAACUAUUUAAGUGGCCCUGUGAUGGGAAAGGAGAUUUUUCUUGCCUGUGGUGAAGGUGCUGGGCUUGCAGAUAUCAACCCGCUGGAAGCUGUCGCUGGAAAAUGCACUGUUAUAUGUACUUCAAAGGAUAAGAGGAAUCGUCAACCAUCCCCUCAGGAACUACAAAUUGCUGAUUAUAUCUUCUAUAGGGUCUUUGAUGUUAAAAGUCUAACACUUUCUGAUCAGUUACCAGAUAAAAUUGCUGCAUUUACAGUUGAUCUUCUUCUGAAUCCAAAAGAUGAGCUAGUCAUACCUGCAAAUGUUCUGGUGAAUCCAAAUGUGGAUGAGGGUAUGGUUGCCACAGUUCCUACACCCCCUUCAGCAGUUAAAUUGGAGGAUCGAAGUCAGGCUGCUGCACUUCCCCUUACGCAGACAGGCCAGGUGGAUGAAAAUCUGCCUGCCACAGUUCCCCUUCCCCAAUCAGAGGUCAAGGAGGAACAGAAACCAGUCAUUGCCAUUCCCAUUUCCCAGACUGUGGUCAAGAAAGAGGAUAAGAAAUCACUUUCUGACAUUCCCCUUUCCCAUUCAGCAGUCAAGGAGGAUGAGACACCAGUUGCUUCAAUUGGCCCUCCACAGUCUGCAGUUAUGGAGAACAUUCCCAAACAUACACAGUUACAGGAUGCUCAUGCUGGGGAGAGGCCACCAAAAAAGUUGAAAUUAUCCCAAGAAACUACAGAGCAGGACAUAGAUCCAACGAAUACUGAACAAAGACCUUUGGAGCUACAGCCAAAGAAUAUUGACAGAAGCAAAUGGUUUAACAUUGAAUGGAAUGACAGACUAAAGAUGGCUGAUGAUAAGGGGACACUUGUCUAUAUUCAAAAUCUCGAUAUUCGGUUUGGACCUGCUGACAUAGAGGAGUUAGUUCGUAAAGCAUUACAGCUAAAUUGUACUGCGAAGCCCAUUAACCACCCCACAUAUGAUGAUCCAAACAAUGGCAAAGCAUAUGCUAUAUUCAGAACUAAAGAUGCUGCUGAUGCUGCCAUUUCAAAAAUCAAUUCUGGUUUGGUUGUUGGUGGAAGGCCCCUGUACUGCAGCAAAGGGUUACUUGAGGUUCCAAAACCUUCAGCGAAUCUUGUUGGGCACCUCUCCUCAUAUGUUAAGAUUGGUCAAAAGCAGCGCGACGAGCAGAAGAAGGCUGUAGCAACCUCGCAUUGUUCCCAGCCCAACACGAUCGAGUACGACUUGGCCUUGGACUGGAUGCUUCUUCGGGAAAAGCAAGACCAGAGCUUCAGAGUACUUCACAAGAAGCACAGAGAAGCCAGGAAAGGGUUCGCAAGCCUGGUCGGCAAAGGAUCCAAGGCAGAGUAGCAGGCCGGUUGCCCGGUUCCAACCUUUCAGAGCUUGGCGCGGUAUGACUGCCGACUGGCAGGAAGAGAGGGUCGUGCGCGCAGAGGUUCUCUUUUUGCAGUAGCCAUCGAGUAGUUCGUUGGGUCAAUUCGUGUUAAUUUCUGUUAGGAAAGGAAAAAUGUGUUAAUAAGUGUUAGGAUAGAAAAUGCACGUCAGCUUUGACAGGUCAGAGCAGCCUAGGUAGGCAUCAAUAUGUUGCUGCGACUGCGAUGUUUUAAUUUGACUUGGAACCUCUUAUGUUGGGCGACAAGUUUGCCCUAUGGGGGAGAGAGACACUGUUUCGUCUCUGUUACCAUCUCAUCUGAUUUCACUUUCAGUCAAUCU